This is a messenger RNA of Rotaria socialis, 1152 nucleotides long. The record is from the annotation of a GenBank genome assembly. NCBI's taxonomy places the organism in Eukaryota, Metazoa, Rotifera, Eurotatoria, Philodinida, Philodinidae.
AUGGAAUAUCUCUAUGUAUUCCUUUUAUUGGUCUCAUGGAUUUCUUAUAUUCAUGCACAGAAAUUCGCCGAAGAAAGUCCAUACAUGUUAAUUCGAUUGAUGGAUGUUAAAUUGAAUGAGUGGAAACCGGCAAUGCUAGAUAAAAUGGAGAAAGUACUGGAUGCUGAAUUGAAAUAUACGGAUGAAAAAAAAGGCAUUCGAUGCUCGUCAAUUGAUUUUGAACAACAAGUUGGCUAUCCAGUACAAGAUUCACGCUUUCUUGAUUUAAGUAUACGAGGUUUAUGUAAAGAUGAUUAUGGUAGUAUCCAUAAUAUCGAUAAAUUAUUAAUGACUGAUGCUAUUAAACGAAGUAUUGACAAAGUGAAAGAAGUAACAUCAGGAACUGUUUUUAGUGUUGGUAACGUUCAAUUGUAUGAACGUAAUACAAAUAAACUUAAUUGGAUUAUUAUACCUUUAUCCGUUGGAUUAGUAGUUCUUCUUUUUGCUAUAACAUUUAUUUUACGUCAAUUGAGACGUAAACAAAAACGUGAACAUAUUCUCAACGAACUAAAGAAGAAAAAAGACGCCUCACUAAAACAAAUUCCAACAACAGCUAAUACCGAUCCAUAUACAAAUGAAAAGCAGCGUUUAUUACAAUUGGAUUCAAAAGUGGUUGGUAAUGCAUCGGAUAUAUUAGGUAGCCCAAAAGAUUUCACAGAUGAUCAAUAUCCUAAUCCAACUCGUACAAAUCAAUCUGCUGGUGAUAAAACCGGUGAAUAUCGAGCAGGCCCAACAACAACAUCCAAAGAAAGUCGACCAGUAUAUUACAAUAUAGAUAAUAAUAAAUCAUUUUCAAAGCAACGAACAACCGGACCAGAUGGUGAACGAGCCAAUAUGCCUUUUGAUGAUGAAGCAAGACUUUUGCCAAGCCGAUCGCAACCUCAGUAUGAUCCACGUUAUCCAGAUAUGAUUCCUUUACAAGAACAACAACCACGUGUAGUCGUUCGAACAAUACGCGACGAUGGCAAUCAGCCGUCAUAUUAUCAACAACAAGAAGAUCCAUCAACAAAAUUUGUGCCUAUUCCAGUACAAAUUGAACGAAGUGGUCCUCAUCAACGAUAUGUUCCACCGCCUUAUCAUUCCGAUCCUUAUUAUCGACAUACAAAUGCUUAA